AAGUUGUUUUCCAGCAGGACUGAUGCAGUUACACCAUCAGUGAAUGUGCGCCUCUAACUUGUCAGCAGUUCUUAACUUACAGAAUUUAAAGAUUGCAGUUAAAACUCACAAUUCUUUGAAUGCAACUCUGGAUAAGGGAUCCUCCCGUAUUAAAGAGCGUUUGUUGAAGUGAACUUGUCUCGUGGAGUACAUUAACAAUCGCCAGCGUCAGGAUGCACGCGAUUAACUUGGACACGUACAGCCUGUCUCUACUCACUGCUAAAGAAGACAUCCUGAAUCCCCGAGCAUCCACUAACUGGGCAUUAUUUGCAUAUGAGGGUGUGACCAACAAUCUUAAACUCUUUGAUUCAGGAGCUGGAGGUUUGACAGAAUUGGUUGGGAAAUUUCACAAUGGCAGGCCCAUGUAUGGACUCUGCAGGGUGGGACUGACAGAAACAGGACAACCUCAGAUUGUCAUGGUCUGCUGGGUUGGUGAGAGUGUGGAUGAAUACCGCAGAACAGAAUGUGCCAGCCAUGUGCCUUCCAUUAAGACAUUCUUCAAGGAGGCCCAAAUAUUUAUUACAGCCUCACAACAAGAUGAGGUGACAGAGGAGAAGAUUACGGCUGCUCUUGCAAAGAUUCAACCACCACUGGAGAGACUGAGGAGACCCUCAAAGGCAAAGGAGCAGGAGGAGACUGUGGGUACAAACUACAGGAAGACAAAUGCUGCCAUGGAGAUGAGACGGAUUAACAGAGACUCCUUCUGGGCACGUGCAGAGCGUGAGGAAGAGCAGAGAAAAUUGGAGGAACGUCGGAGGGCUGUAGAAGACAGACAGCGCUGGGAGAGAGAAAGAGUUCUCCAGGAAAAAAAAGAGUCUGAAGAAAGAGACCGGAAGAUGAAUGAAAAGCUACAAAUGAUUGAAGAGCAAAGGAAAAUUCAGGCUCAGCUUGAUGCAGAGACUAAAAAAGCGGAAAAAGCAAGAUGGGAGCAAGAGCAGAGAGAGCACGAGGAAGACAUGAAGGCGCGACUUAGACGCAGUGAAUCCAUUGAGAAAGCAGCAGAGGCAGCAGCACUUGUUUCUCAGCGUACCAUCAAUGCCAGAGCGUUUUUCAGGCAGCUAUCUGCCUCCUCACAAAACUCUUCCAGACCUGAAUCUCCACAAUCAGUCAAAGCACCUUUUCGUCGCUAUCAGCGCAGUUUGACAGACACAGCCUUCAUCUUUGAGAGGGCCAGCAACAUUUCUGGUCCUACUUCCCCUCUGAGCCCCUCUAUAAAAUCUCCCUUCUCUCGCACCCCAUCCACACCCUUCAAAUGUCCUGCAUCCCCACUCAGUCCAUCCUUCCAUACAAUCCCCUCACCACAGCACCCUCAAACAUCUGCGGCAUCUCCUCCCACAUCACCCAUCCAGCGCUUUGUCCCACCAGUGUCGCCUUUACCCAGUCUGCCUGUCUUUAGACCCCCUCCACCCCUGUCAUCACCACCUAGCCGGCCACCUCCUCAAGCCACAGAUUCAGCUUCACCUGCAUCUCCACAGCUGCUGGGCAAUCAAGAUAUGUCUGAGACAUUCAGCUAUGACAUUAGCAGAGAGCAACUUGCUACUGCACCAGAACUGCCUCCAUUUCCACUCUCUGAUGACACACUGGACGAUAAUGAGCUUGUAAAUGGCUCUCGAAUGCUGUGUGAACUACAGUCAGAAGUUCACUUCAUUGCCAAGACUGUUCUGGUUGAAGAAGAUGAAGAAGAGGUGGAGGAACCAGAGGAACCUUCAGCCAUCUCAGCUACAUCUUCAGUUACCAAGAUCAGCACAGAUUAUGAAGACGCAAUGAAAACAGCAGAAAAACAAUUGGAGCCAGUGGGUGAGAACAGUGUCAUUAGCGCCCUGGAGUGGUCCAAGGAGCAAGAGCUGGAACCAGAGUUAGACUCUGUGGAGGAACCGGAAUUUAAGGAGCAGCAUGCGGUUCAAUUCGAGGAAUUCCAGUCAGGAUUUGAGCCAGCCAGAACUGCGGUUCCAACCUUAGAAGAGCUCUCAGAAGAUGAUGAGGAGGAUGAAGAUCUACUAGAGUACCAAGAGUUCUGUGGGAACACAUCAGAGCAUAAUCUGAUGACCGAAGAAGAUGAAUCGGAACGUGGCAGACCAGUAAACGGUACAGGAGAGGAUGUUGAUGUAUCUGAGCAAAGCACACCUGAGAGGUACUGUUACACCGUUAAUCGUGAAGAUGAAGAUGAAAUCCAGACUGAGUUGGUGAAUGAAAAUGGCGAGUCAUCACCAGAUAGACUUCUUCGUGUAAGAGCUUUGUACGACUACCAAGCAGAGGAUGAAACAGAAAUCUCGUUUGAACCUGGUGACAUCAUCAGUGAUGUAGAAACAAUCGACAAAGCAUGGUGGAGGGGUUCCAGCAAAGAUGGACGCCAGGGUCUCUUCCCUGCCAAUUAUGUAGAGACCAUCUAAAAACGUUUCUACCCCCCUUUUUGUCAAUUCUCAGGGACUUAGAACCCCAAAACCUAGUCAAUGAGGAUGUACCAAGUACUCUGAGACUUGUGUCACAUUAAAAAGGUUUUGGUGUAAAAUGUUCAUAAGCAGAACUUGGCCUUCAAUUCAACAAAACAAUUCGAAACAAGCAGCCGAAGUCAACUAUUAUGACUUAAAUGACCAGCAACUGCAAGACAGUGGAUAAUUCUCUCAUAGUGUGUUAGAAAUGUACACAAAUAUAAUUUACACAUUUCAUCAUUUAUUACUUCACCUUUAUUACCGAGGUGCUAAAUAUUACCAAAAAGGAGGUCAAAAUGUUUAUUGGGGAGCACAAAACUCUAACAGUAACAAAUUAAAUGGCCCUGAGGAUAGUAACUUUGUUUCAGAACAAGUACUCUCAUAGUACCAGUGACAUAUUUUUAAUUGAUUUACAGCCCUAAUUAUGAGACUUGUUGUAAACUGUAUUGACUUAACAUGUCAUGUUUUCUCUAAAGCUGUGUUUAGCAAUGCGAUUGGUUUCUUAAGCCGUUUGCACACUGUACGAUAUUUAGGGUCCUUUACGAUUGUUGCUUGUCAGACAGUACGAUAUGAUCUCCCAGUGAGAUCUUAGGUAAAAGCCAUGGUACACUGAGCGACACUAUGUCAGACUAUAAGAUACACAGCCGUUUCGGUUGACAGCACUGACUGGGAGUUUUAUCUGGCCAUCAAAAGAGAAGUCAGAUUGUGCUACAGUGGCACAAAAUUUCUGACACUGUAAGAACUUUGUUGGAGGCUCAGAUUUAUUGCCAAGGCAAUUAACAUGUCAUGCUAAGAGAGUAAAGACAGCCAAUUUUGCUGUACAAGAAAUUUUUUUACAGUGCCCAAAAUUGGUCUCAGUUGGGAAAAUCUUGGCCAUAAUUGUAAAGCGUAAACCUUUAAAUACAAUACAAGUCAUUGUUAGAGACCAGUAUGUUAAAAUUUUUAGUCAAAUAGUCACAUUUUAUCUUUAGAAAUAUGGGUUCAAAAUAGUGGUGUGAAUGAACCAAACUUGGUAAGGCCCAUAAUCCUUCUCUCCCAACAUUGUGCCCCAGAAAAAGGCACAUCACAUACUGUAAAUUGUUAUUGCAGUUGCAUUAUCUUUGUUCUUUUAAAAUGUUGCCUUGAAUCUUCUCUCUCCAAAAUUAAAUUUUUCCAAAUGUUCACUAUUGUGUAAAUACUAUAAAAUACACAUAUUUUUGGUUUUCUAUGUAAUUUAUUUAUCUCUGACAUGCAAAUAGAUAUAUUUCCUCCUAGUGAGGGUCUGCUGAAUCCUUUUAACCCUUAUAUCUUCCAUGGAUAUCAGUAGACAAAGUUCAGUGUAUGAAUGCAGUAUCAAGCAAUACAGCAAUCACGCAAUUCAUUUAGCUUGCUCUAUAUCUCUUAUUUCUUACCUCUUAUCUAAUACUGUACCUAAAUGAUUUUCUUUUUUGCUUUUCACAUGCUGCAUUAAUGAUUUAUAUUCUUAAUGUCCUGCAUAGUCAGUAGACUGCUUACAUAUUAUUUUGAGUAUCAUGGAAUAUCAAAUAUCAAGAAACCAUUAUUCAAUACAUGUAUAUUCAUGCAUGAGGUAAAAUUAAAGGGAUUAAAGGCAUACACUUUACUGGGUCAUACAAAUUUUUGUCAUAAUGAGUUUACCAUCUUGAAUAUUUAGCUAUGUGUACAUUGUACCUUUAUAUUUGUAAUUUUCUAUUAAAGUCAAUUGACACUCGCACUGCAAGAAUUAAAAGAGAGCUACACAC
Messenger RNA from Xyrauchen texanus (razorback sucker), 4207 nucleotides. Its product is annotated as drebrin-like protein B. Gene Ontology annotation, cellular component: dendrite; site of polarized growth; lamellipodium. The record is from RefSeq and is a predicted model, not a curated record. The transcript is spliced from 16 exons. Gene Ontology annotation, molecular function: actin filament binding. Gene Ontology annotation, biological process: regulation of actin filament polymerization; postsynaptic actin cytoskeleton organization; neuron projection morphogenesis. The coding region runs from base 213 to 2429 and encodes 738 amino acids. NCBI's taxonomy places the organism in Eukaryota, Metazoa, Chordata, Actinopteri, Cypriniformes, Catostomidae.